Phaedon cochleariae (mustard beetle) is the source of this 2568-nucleotide messenger RNA. The record is from the annotation of a GenBank genome assembly. NCBI's taxonomy places the organism in Eukaryota, Metazoa, Arthropoda, Insecta, Coleoptera, Chrysomelidae.
CUUUGUCACUGUGACGGGCAUUUUUUUUGUCCCAUAUAUGUGGGAAUCUCUCUACCAUUUCGAUCAAAUCACUUUCAUCUGAAGACAUUUUCUUUUAUUUUAUUACUCUUUAUAUCUUUUAUUAUAAUUAUUUUUGUUGUUAUCACAACAUAACCUAUAUAAAUUAUGAACACACAACACAGAUCACAGAAUAUGAGAAUAGAGAAAAUAUUCGAUUGUCAAUAAUGCCAUGCACAAACUGAGCAUGCGCACUGACGUCGUGGUCUUCUUCCUAAGAAUGAAAGUUGAAAAUUGGAACUCUCAAGGUCACGUUUUUAGGACUGAGACUUGAGACUACGACAAAUAUUGUUGUAUAAAUGCUCUUAUGCGAAUGUGUAGAAUCAACUUUGUUUAAAGACUAAAAUUAGAACAAAGACUGAAUAGACAUCCUGUGAGAUAUUAAUAAAUUGUCCAAUGAUGAAAAAAGAAGGGCAAAUUGUUCUAAAUGUGAUCCAGAAGACAGGCGGAAAAGAUGUUGAAAUUAGUCAUAUAUACUGUUAAUUCUUCUUGUUCUUGUGCAAUAUGCAUUAGCCUAGGGAAGAUGUCAGCAGAGAUAAUAUGGCCAGUAAAACUUUUGAUAUGAUGACUUGAUGACAUUGAUUAUAAAUGAAGUAAGGGCUAUCAAGAAUCGUGAUCAAGAACAAAUAAUGACAAUGAGAUCAUGAGAUGAGGUGCUAGGCCAUGUCCCAUAAAUUAUAUCCUGGUGCCAUCAUGCAUAACAUACAUCAUGAUUUCAUAUUCAUUGCCAAGAACCAAGAACCUGUUUGUCAUUGCUCCAUACCUUGUAUCUGGAAAAACCCAAAUUUGAUUGAGAUGUAAUCACUGAACUUUAACCCUACGGGUUAUAGUUCAGUGGAUGUAAUUGAGUAUACUACACAAUAAUGUUGGUUAUGCUAGACAUUACUAGAAGUCCAAUACUACUUAUCCUGAAAAUGGAAUACAAAACAUCCCUCUUCAUCUUAUUGUUGCUGUCAUGUCUAUUUCUAUAUGUGUCUCCAGUGCGAAUUCCCCAGAAUCCUUGCCCCAGGAUAUUCUCAUACUACAAAGAUGCAAAAGGGCUAUUAUAUGGAGAAACUAAUAUCCCAUAUGAUAAAGCUACUUUCAUGACACUGAGCAUUAAUGCAUCCCUAGCUGGAAGAUUCAGUAACAAAGUGGAAUUGAAGGUACAACUAAAAACUGCCUUGAAACAACUCAUGGCCAAUGUUAGUACAGUGACUUACAAUAUUUUCUUUCCAUCCCAGGAGAUUAUUCCCAAAAUAACACAAAUAACAUACAAUGGAAAUGUUUUCUGUCAAGGACCACCUGAACCAUUGAUCCCAGGUACACAAGGUAUAACAAAUCUAUGGUAUUCAACAAUGUUCCAAUUCACCAGAAUACCGGAGUGGAAUCUGAUCCAGGAAUAUCAAGAUCCUGGAAUUCCAGAAUCUGAAAUACCUGUGAAGGACCCGGACGAUAACAUCUUAGAUGCGAGAAUACCGGUAGUCCAGAAAAUGCCUACUGAUACAUCAGAAGAAAAUAAUGUCAGUUAUGGAAAAUAUCCAUCAAUGUCUUCAUUGUCUACCCCAACACCACAGGAGGUUGUCAGUCAAUUGCCUACUGUAGUGUCAAGUACUUCAGAAGUUGAAAAACUAAGUUAUAAAUGUGGAAUUCCAAAACCUUCAAUAAGACCCCUCAUUCUUGGAGGUACCGAUUCUGCAGUCGGUCAGUUUCCCUGGCUAGUAGCACUAAUGUCAAAAAAUUACUCAUCUGAUAAAUAUGAGUACAAGUGUUCUGCCACCCUUAUAUCCCACAAGCAUGUGGUAACUGCUGGCAGAUGUGUGCAAUAUUACAGAAUCCAAGUGCUCAAAAUCCAGGAUAUGUUGCUGGUAAUGGGAACCAAUGAUAUAAUGAACUGGGAGGCAAAUGGUGCAGUGUCACGUAGAGUUAUCAAAGUUAAUACCCAUCCUGAUUUUAUGAGAAAUCCAAAUUCUGCACAUGCUGACAUUUCUGUAGUGACUAUGGGUAACCAAGUAAGUUUUUCUGACUUUCUCAUUCCUGUUUGUUUGUGGAUGGAAGACACAGAUUUGUAUCCCGUAACCAACAAAGUUGGUACCGUAGCAGGAUAUGGCCAAGACGAGAUAGCAAGAAAAAAUGGUGCUCUGCAUGUAUCCCAUGCCAUGUAUGCCGAUAUGAAAAUUGUUUCCCAAUAUGAUUGCAUACUUUCAGAGAUUGGCUUGUUACAGAUCACUUCUGAUAAAACUUUCUGUGCAGAUGGGGCAAGCAAGGGCCCUUGUAUAGGAGAUAGUGGAUCAGGGUUUGUACUUCAUUCAAAUGGAGUGUACCAACUUCGAGGAAUAUCAUCCUAUGCUGUGACACGAAAUGGAACAUGUGAUUUUGAGAACAAAUAUGCAGUUUUUUGUGAUGUAGCCAAAUUUUCAAAAUGGGUAGAGUCUUGUAUGCAAAACUAAAUGUAUUAUUUACUAUGAAGGUUUUGCAAUUUCAUUAUAGGAACCUGCAAAACUGAUCUGAUUCAAGAAUAAAAUAGAAUUA